Messenger RNA from Sorghum bicolor (sorghum), 684 nucleotides. RefSeq lists its product as uncharacterized. NCBI's taxonomy places the organism in Eukaryota, Viridiplantae, Streptophyta, Magnoliopsida, Poales, Poaceae. The transcript has 6 exons. The record is from RefSeq and is a predicted model, not a curated record. Bases 77 to 397 code for a protein of 106 amino acids.
GGACUCAUCAUCCAAUCCAUCUUCUUCUCCCUGAGCCCCCGAGUCCGUCGCCGGAGACGUCGCGCCUGCGCCCACCAUGGACGAGAAGGAGUUCCGGGGCAUGCUCGACCUCUUCCCCGUCGUCCGCUCCCGGGACUACUGCGCCGAUUCUGGAACAUCCAGCAAAGGAACCAGACACCGAACACGAGUUCAGGAAGCAACUAAGGGCAAUAAUAAGGACUCAUCCGAUGCACAAGAUAUGUUUUUGCAGAAGUUGAAGAUGGCCGCAGAGAAAAAAAUCGGAGCCACAAAGGCAGAGUUCUUCUGCAAGGCAUUUGAAGAAGCUCAUGAGAAACUUGUUUACAAAGAGCUGAAUUUGGAUGCUGCUAAGAAGUUUCUGAGCGCAUAUGAGAGCUGAUGAUGAACAAUAGAUAGAUGCUGCUCAAGGAUCAGCAGGUGCCAAUGAUCAUGGAGAAUUGUUGAUGCUUUUGAGAUUUUGAUCAUUGGCAAACUUAGGCCAUUGAAAUGUGUUGUGUGCAGACAGUAGAUAUCCCUUUUUGGUUAGCUACAAUAUAUAUAUUUUUUCAGAUAAACGUUUGAAGUUGUCCAUUUGUACACUAAUAUACGUUUUUCUGUGUUUGCACUUGUAUUCGUUGUAUCUUUUUUAAAUUUUAGUAUAAAAGGGAACCUACUACUCUCCUUUUC